Messenger RNA from Colias croceus (clouded yellow), 1068 nucleotides. Its product is annotated as 26S proteasome non-ATPase regulatory subunit 9. Bases 107 to 769 code for a protein of 220 amino acids. The transcript is spliced from 4 exons. Gene Ontology annotation, molecular function: protein binding. NCBI's taxonomy places the organism in Eukaryota, Metazoa, Arthropoda, Insecta, Lepidoptera, Pieridae. The record is from RefSeq and is a predicted model, not a curated record. Gene Ontology annotation, cellular component: nucleus; cytoplasm. Gene Ontology annotation, biological process: proteasome regulatory particle assembly.
AAAUUUGUUUUGUCAUUUCAUGUGACAUUUGAAAAACAUUUGUUUUGAUUUUCUAAACAAAACUUAGGUACCGAAAAUAUUAGAUUUAUUGAGAAAAUAACUCAAAAUGGUUGGAUAUAAUAUGGACGGGCCAGCGAGAGAUCGGGUAAUGAAGUUGAUGCAAGAAAAAGACCGCAUUGAAAGUGAAAUUCGGGACCAAACUGCAAUUUUGGAAACUAAUAACGUGGGAAUGCAGGAUGCUUUGGUAGACUGUGAUGGUUUUCCGCGUAACGAUAUCGAUGUAUAUAAAGUUAGACAUGCAAGACACAGAAUUAUCUGCUUGCAGAACGACCAUAAAGAAAUAAUGAAACAAAUAGAGAGAGGUCUUACGGAGGUUCACUCAAGUUUUGUAGGCUCAAGUGGGCAAGGAACAUCAAGAAGAAUAGUUCCUGUACAGAAUUAUACAAAUGGUCAUGCGUCUAUGAACGGUCACAGUGCUAUGAAUGGGAAUGAUGAUGUUGGACAAUGCUUUGCUAUUGUAGGGCCCGUUCAAGAAGGUUCUCCAGCUGAACUGGCUGGACUCUGCGAAAAUGACGAAAUUCUUCAAUUCGGUUCAAUAAACCACAACAAUUUCACAGAAAUCACACAAGUACAUCAAAUAGUGUCACAUUCAGUUGGACAAAGGAUCCAAGUGCGAGUGAAAAGGAAUGACCUAGUACAGUCUAUUACGGUUGUCCCGAGGCCCUGGGAACAACCUGGCUUGCUGGGUUGCCAGAUACGAAGAUUGUAGAUUAGUUUUUAUGUAUGGCAACUUUCAUGAAAUGAAUUUUGUUGAAUCUAUCUAAGUACUUAUUGGAAGUUUGAAGUAGUCUGGAAAACGAUUCUGUAGUUCUUUCAUAUGGUCAGAGCUUAAUUUUAAAAACACCCUGGCCUUUUAAAUUGUAUUCAGCAUUUCGUUAAUUCAUAUUGAAUAAAAUGUAUUUGCAAAAAAAUGUUCUCUUUUUUUCUGUAUAAAACUUUUUCAUUUCAUAAGUACAAAGUAUUGUAUUUACAUGUAUGGAAUUGUGCAAAUAAAUCGUUAAAAAUGUU